AUUGCCAUUAGCCCUUCAGUCUCGGCUUUGAAAGCCCUGUUUUUAGGAAGAGCCUCCAAAAACUAGCCUCCUUUCUUCUGGAGCCCCCUCCAGUUCUCAUGUCAGUCUCCCAGCCUGAGCCUGCUCUUCAGAGUCCAAAUCGGUCUGGAUGGGCCUCCAGGACCCGGCACACAUUAUCAAUGUAGAUCGCAGGUCAGAUGAAACUUCUCCUGGGCCUUUUUACUUUCACAGAUCACUCAGAAUGGGAAGGCAUGGUGGCAGAAGAUAGGACGCCAAAACAGCUAUACAGUUUGUGGGCAAAACAGAUUCAGAGAGGGUGGUUCCUGGUGGAUCUUUUCUGGCUGUAGAGGGCUCCAGGGAAACAUGGUGAUACCGGUCAUUUCCCCUGGAAAGACUCAAAAGGUGAGCAGAAGUAGAAAAAUGAGCAGAUACUAGAUUAAACAACAACAAAACUUGAUAAUUGAGGAUGUGGUUCUGUCUGAUUCUCUGCAAGCCCUGAAAACACAGCUGGAGAUGAGGUGAUGCAGAGGCGGGAGGAUGGGCAAGUCCCCUUGUCCUAUGUUCUCAUCUCUAAAGGUUAUCAUCAGAAUCCCAGCUCUGUGGCUUUCUUGCCAGCUGUGUGGCCUUUGGUAGAAGUACACUCACUCUCUACAACAGAAAAGAGGGCUCUGGACUUAGCCUUCCAGGUCUCUCUAAUGGAGCAAAAUCUCAUACCCAACCACCUGCUCUUCUGGCUAAAAAUCACAGGAAGAAACUCUGGGACCAGGAAGCGAGCUCCUUAUAGAUUUAGGGACACAGGGUAGUAAGUCCCUGGAGUGUGAUGCACUUUUUUCAAGAAUGAAAAUCCAUAAAGACGACCACUUCUUGAGGGAAUCCACUCAACCCUAUAAAUCCUUUUGUUUUUCCCCAGAAGAGGUAAGGACUUGGCCUGUUGGAUUCCCGAGUCCAUUUAAAGUUGAUGGAAUCCAAGCAGCCGGGUGAACUUAGUUGCAGGGCAGCUAGCUCUCCACCCAUGUUUAGCUGGAGUCAGCCCUCAUCCCAUUCCAUCUCCUUAUUCACUUUCUCCUUUAUGUGCCUGAAAAGGUUAUCAAAUGGCUUUACAGAUUUUUUUUUUCCUUGGGAGAAGCAAAUUACUACGUGUGGAGAAAAACUUAGAUCCUUCUAGUGCCCCUCAGAUUGUCCCUUGACAACCCAGAAAACUGCACAAUCGAACAGGUUGGCGCCAUCUAGAGGCAAAAGCAAUUCAGAGAGCCUUCAAAAGUAAGGACCAGCACUUCAGUAGUAAUUCGGCUCAACCUCUUUUCUGGCAUUCCGGGCCCUCGGGCCCAGGUGGGCGGGGCUCCAUUCACACCUUUCCGCGCCUAGCCAAGGGGAGGAGGCGGGGCAGGAGCCAGUGAGCCAAUGCCAUAGGCCUUGGUCACGAGUCGCCGGCAAGCGGGCCAAUGGGAGUAGGGGGCGUGGCCAGGGCCUUCCCCCUCCAAACGUUUUAUAGCAAUUUGGAACGCGAGGCUUUCCAGCGCGCUGGGGUACGGCUGUGACCUCUGAGCCCGAGGCUCUCCACGCGCUGCUGCUACCCGACCCCCUCCGCCUCGCCGUCCCGCACAAUGGAGUCGGUGGCCUUCCCCCGGCGCGCGGGCCAGGCUCCAUCAGCCUCCGCCCUGGCUACCGAGCGCGCCCGUGCGCUGGCGGACGGGCUCAUCAAGUCGCCCAAACCCCUGAUGAAGAAGCAGGCGGUGAAGCGGCACCAUCACAAACACAACCUGCGACACCGCUACGAAUUCUUGGAGACCCUGGGCAAGGGUACCUACGGGAAGGUGAAGAAGGCACGAGAGAGCUCGGGACGCCUGGUGGCCAUCAAGUCAAUCCGGAAAGACAAAAUCAAAGAUGAGCAGGAUCUGUUGCAUAUAAGGAGGGAGAUUGAAAUCAUGUCAUCACUCAACCAUCCGCACAUCAUUGCCAUUCAUGAAGUGUUUGAGAAUAGCAGCAAGAUUGUGAUUGUCAUGGAGUAUGCCAGCCGGGGUGAUCUGUAUGAUUACAUCAGUGAGCGGCCACGGCUGAGUGAGCGGGACGCCAGGCAUUUCUUCCGACAGAUUGUCUCCGCCCUGCACUACUGCCACCAGAACGGGGUUGUUCACCGAGAUCUCAAGCUGGAGAACAUCCUUCUAGAUGCCAAUGGAAAUAUCAAGAUUGCUGAUUUUGGCCUCUCCAACCUGUACCACAAAGGCAAGUUCCUCCAGACAUUCUGUGGGAGCCCUCUCUAUGCAUCACCUGAGAUUGUCAAUGGGAAGCCCUAUGUGGGCCCAGAGGUGGAUAGCUGGUCUCUGGGAGUUCUCCUAUACAUUCUGGUGCAUGGCACCAUGCCCUUUGAUGGGCAGGAUCAUAAAACACUGGUGAAGCAAAUCAGCAGUGGGGCUUACCGUGAGCCCCCCAAGCCGUCUGAUGCCUGUGGCCUGAUCCGGUGGCUGUUAAUGGUGAACCCCACCCGACGGGCCACACUGGAGGAUGUAGCCAGUCACUGGUGGGUCAACUGGGGCUAUACCACCAGAGUUGGGGAACAGGAAGCUCUGCGUGAGAGUGGGCACCUUGGUGGUGACUCUGGCCGGGCCUCCAUGGCCGACUGGCUACGACGCUCCUCCCGCCCCCUCCUGGAGAACGGGGCCAAGGUGUGCAGCUUCUUCAAACAGCAUGUGCCAGGAGGUGGAAGCACUGUUCCUGGGCUGGAACGACAACAUUCUCUUAAGAAGUCCCGUAAAGAGAACGACAUGGCUCAGACUCUGCAGGGUGACCCAGCUGAGGACACCGCCCCUCGUCCCGGCAAGAGCAGCCUCAAGCUACCAAAAAGCAUUCUCAAGAAAAAGGCCUCUACCUCCUCAGGGGUGGUACAGGAGGACCCUCAGGAACUCAGCCCAGUGCCUGAUACCCCGGGGCAGCCUGUCCCUGCUGUAGCCCUACUCCCGAGGAAGGGCAUCCUCAAGAAGUCUCGGCAGCGUGAGUCUGGCUACUACUCCUCUCCAGAGCCCAGUGAGUCAGGGGAACUCUUAGACGCUGCUGGUGAUGUGUUUGUGAAUGGGGACCCCGUGGAGCAGAAGUCUUCACAAGCUGCAGGGCACCUCCUGCACCGAAAGGGCAUUCUCAAACUCAAUGGCAAGUUCUCGAGCACAGCCUUAGAGAGCACCACCCCGAGCACUUUUGGCUCCCUGGACCAACUGGCCUCCCCUCACCCUGUAACCCGGGCCAGCCGCCCCUCAGGGGCUGUGAGUGAGGACAGCAUCCUGUCUUCCGAGUCCUUUGACCAAUUGGACUUGCCUGACCGGCUCCCUGAAACCCCACUGAGGGGCUGUGUAUCUGUGGACAACCUGAGGGGGCUUGAGCAGCCGCCCUCAGAAGGCCUGAGGCGAUGGUGGCAGGAGCCCCUGGGCGAUAGCUGCUUUUCUCUGACAGACUGCCAAGAGGUGACAGCAGCCUACCGACAAGCCCUAGGAAUCUGUUCAAAGCUCAGCUGAAGAUGCGAGGUAGUGCCCUAGUUUGGGGUGAGCUCUGAGAGGGUUUGCAGAGGAACCCUAGAUAGGAUUCCUGGGAAAACUGGGGGAGCAAAAGUGUAUCAAGGGCUCCAUGACUUCAGCCCGAUGAAGCAGGGAGAUGAGGAAGGAAAUGAUACUGAUGUGUGUGAGUGUGGCAGGGGACCCACCGAACCAAGGCUGCCAGGAUGUGUUAGUGGGGCCACGGAGACCUGAAGAGCACUCAGUCCGUGCCUACCUCCUCUAUGCCAUGAGUAUUACCCAUGGUGCAUUUUCCUACCUGUUCUUUGCCAGUGUCAGGGUGAAUCUUCAUACAAGUUCCUGUUUCCACCAACCACCAGAGUUGGAACCCUGACAUGCGUGGGGUAUUCUGGAGUAACCUUGCCUCCGUUAUUGAAAGAGGAAGCAGCCUCUUGUUCCCAUCUCCCACGCCCCAGCCACCCAGUGUCCCUCCCUGCUGUGGAUCUCAGAGACCUGAAAAGACUCAGGCUGCUGUUUGGCUUCAUCUCAGGGGACCAGAUGCCUCUGGACCCCACCUCAGACCUCAAAGACUUGAGCUUCUGCCUUGAAGCUGCUCCUGAUAUCUAGACUGUGGAUGGAUGUGUCUAUUUCUCAGGCUAACAGGACCUAGAAUGUGCUGAUUUAUUUAUUUUUUUGGCUCUCUCUCUCUCUCUCUCUCUCUCUCUCUCUCCCCCUCUCUCUCUGUGAAUUGUGCUGCUUUCAGUAAUGUGAAUGCUGUGUUCCCAGGAAAGCUACUGUGCCAUUGACAUCUAUGUACAGAAGUGUUUGGCAAUGAUGUACCUCCAAUGGUGGGGAGUGUGGGGCUGGCUUUUUCAAACUUAGGUCCUGAGCACUGGAUUGGCUGUCUGAGCCCUUCACACCGGAGGCUGUCCACCCUCCCGAAUCUGUGGCCAAAUAAACCUCAGUCCAUUAAAACCAGCAUGGUGACUGGAAAAACAA
Molecule: messenger RNA, 4478 nt
Organism: Cricetulus griseus (Chinese hamster)
Lineage: Eukaryota; Metazoa; Chordata; Mammalia; Rodentia; Cricetidae
Source: RefSeq, a predicted model, not a curated record